CGCUAGCCUGAACCGAACCAAACCUCUAGCAAAAGAAACGAUCCAAAAGAGGACCGAAAACCACAAAAGGCCUCUCUCCUUUCACUUUUCACGGUCACUAUCGCUGCUACAAAAUGUUCAGAGCUCUCUAUCUCCGACGUUCCCUUCAAUAUCUCCACCACCAUCCCUCCAAAGCUCUCGCCGCUGCAUCAAACUCCGCCGCCUCUUUAAAACACCCAUUUAACCCAAUACGUGCAUUGUCAACAUCCACACAAUCUUCUACUGCUUCAGAUGCUGAGCUUCGCAAGUACCUUGGCUACACAGCGCUUCUCCUCUUCUGUGGAGCCGCCACAUACUACUCCUUCCCUUUCUCUGAAAGCGCCAAACACAAAAAAGCCCAAAUUUUCCGUUACGCUCCGUUACCAGAGGAUCUUCACACUGUCUCCAAUUGGAGUGGUACCCACGAGGUCCAGACUCGAGCCUUCCAUCAGCCUGAGAAUCUUAAACAACUUGAGGACUUGGUCAAGGAAUCCAAUGAGAAGAAAGCCAAGAUCCGACCCGUUGGGUCCGGACUAUCACCAAAUGGCAUUGGGUUGGCCCGGGCUGGGAUGGUUAAUUUGGCGUUGAUGGAUAAAGUUUUGGAGGUGGAUAAGGAGAAAAAGAGGGUUAGAGUGCAAGCUGGGAUUAGAGUUCAGGAAUUAGUUGAUGGGAUAAAAGAUUAUGGUAUUACUCUACAGAAUUUUGCUUCUAUUAGAGAGCAACAGAUUGGUGGCAUUAUUCAGGUUGGUGCACAUGGUACUGGUGCAAGAUUGCCACCUAUUGAUGAGCAGGUCAUCAGCAUGAAACUGGUUACUCCUGCUAAAGGAACAAUAGAGAUUUCAAAAGAGAAAGAUCCAGAGCUAUUUUAUUUAGCUCGUUGCGGGCUUGGGGGGCUGGGAGUGGUUGCUGAAGUCACCUUACAAUGUGUUGAGAGACAAGAGCUUGUGGAGCAUACAUACAUCUCCAACAUGAAAGACAUCAAGAAGAACCACAAGAAACUGUUAUCUGAGAAUAAGCAUGUGAAAUACUUAUAUAUCCCAUACACUGACAGUGUUGUGAUAGUGACAUGCAACCCUAUUUCAAAAUGGAAAGGUCCACCCAAAUUCAAACCCAAAUAUAGUAAAGAUGAGGCCAUAGAGCAUGUCCGUGACCUUUACAAGGAGUCCCUCAAAAAGUACAGGACUGGAGAAAUUGCAGCUAAAGCUGUGGACAAGGAUGAAACAAACAUAAAUGAACUUUCAUUCACUGAGCUAAGAGAUAAAUUGCUUGCUCUUGAUCCUCUCAACAAAGACCACGUCAUAAAGGUUAAUCAGGCUGAGGCUGAAUUCUGGAAGAAGUCAGAAGGAUACAGAGUGGGUUGGAGUGAUGAGAUUCUGGGUUUUGAUUGUGGUGGGCAGCAGUGGGUAUCAGAAACUUGUUUUCCUGCUGGUACCCUCUCCAAGCCAAGCAUGAAAGACCUCGAAUACAUAGAAGAGCUGAAGCAGCUCAUAGACAAAGAAGAUAUACCUGCACCUGCUCCUAUAGAGCAGCGCUGGACAGCUUGCAGCCAAAGUCCCAUGAGUCCAGCUUCAAGCUCAGCCAAAGAUGAUAUAUUCUCGUGGGUUGGUAUAAUCAUGUAUCUUCCUACAAUGGAUGCUCGCCAAAGAAAGGAAAUCACAGAAGAAUUCUUCCACUACAGGCAGCUAACUCAGAAACAGUUGUGGGACAAGUAUUACUGUUUUGAACAUUGGGCCAAGAUUGAGGUUCCGAAGGACAUGGAAGAGCUUGCAUCUCUACAAGCUAGACUAAGAAAGCGUUUUCCCGUGGAUGCAUAUAAUAAGGCACGCAAAGAAUUGGACCCCAACAGAAUCCUUUCUAAUAAUGUGCUGGAAAAGCUAUUCCCGUUAUCAGAGGACAUUUGAAAAGCAUUAAUUUUGAUUGGUUGGCCAUUUGUUUCUUUCUUAUUAAUUUUAAAUACAUGUUUCUUGUUAUGCUUUUGAUAUUCUGCUGGUAUUGCUUCAGUCUAUGUUCCUGUACAUUAAUUUGAAGGAACUGGCCAUAAAAGGAUAACGUGUAGUCGUUAACUGUAACAUAUUUGAUAGAAAUUUUCUAGUGAUAAAGGUUCAAUCUUGCAUUCUAAA
Molecule: messenger RNA, 2138 nt
Organism: Jatropha curcas
Lineage: Eukaryota; Viridiplantae; Streptophyta; Magnoliopsida; Malpighiales; Euphorbiaceae
Gene: GLDH
Product: L-galactono-1,4-lactone dehydrogenase
Cellular component (GO): membrane
Molecular function (GO): galactonolactone dehydrogenase activity; D-arabinono-1,4-lactone oxidase activity; FAD binding
Source: RefSeq, a predicted model, not a curated record